Messenger RNA from Lagopus muta (rock ptarmigan), 13784 nucleotides. It is a transcript of the gene CNTNAP2, whose product is annotated as contactin associated protein 2. NCBI's taxonomy places the organism in Eukaryota, Metazoa, Chordata, Aves, Galliformes, Phasianidae. Bases 304 to 4287 code for a protein of 1327 amino acids. The transcript is spliced from 24 exons. The record is from RefSeq and is a predicted model, not a curated record.
UUUUCCCUUCUACGAUAUUCGUGGCUUCUCCCUCCACCCCCAUCCCCUUGGUCGGAGAAGGCACACACACACACACAAACGCAGAGAAACAAGAGGAAGAAAAGUACUGCGACCUUCUCCCUCUGCUGCAAACAGUGAAAGCAAACGGAGACGGGAUUUGGCUUCUACCUCAAGGUAAAGCCCUGCCUCUUUUACUUACUCACCACCUCCUCCAAGAAAGAGAAGCAAAGACAGGAUCUAAAGUGGAGAAAAACAGGUAUUCUACAUCUGGCAUUUGGAGCACAGGGAGCCAGGAAGUGAAAGAUGGUUGUGGUUGCCCGCACUGGCUGCAGGGCAGCUGUCUUCCUCUGGAUUUUCAGCAGCAUCAGUUGCAGAGCCAGGACUUCUCUGCCUGCUCAAAAGUGUGAUGAACCCCUGGUCUCAGCAUUACCCCACUCCUCCUUCAGCAGUUCAUCAUCAAUGACAAGCAGCUAUGUGCCCGGGUAUGCCAAGUUAAACAAGAGAGGAGGUGCAGGAGGCUGGUCUCCAUCAGACAGUGAUCAUUAUCAGUGGCUGCAGGUGGAUUUUGGUAAUAGGAAGCAGAUCAGUGCUAUCGCAACUCAAGGCAGGUAUAGCAGUUCUGACUGGGUUACUCAGUAUCGGAUGCUCUGUAGUGAUACAGGGAGAAACUGGAAGCCUUACCAUCAGGAUGGAAAUAUCUGGGCAUUUCCUGGAAACACAAACUCUGAUAGUGUGGUCCGACAUGAUUUGCAACACCCAGUUAUUGCUCGCUAUGUACGUAUAGUUCCUUUAGAUUGGAAUGGAGAAGGCCAAAUUGGGUUAAGAAUUGAGGUCUACGGCUGCUCCUACUGGGCUGAUGUUAUCAAUUUUGAUGGUCACGUAGUGUUACCAUACAGAUUCAGGAACAAGAAAAUGAAAACAUUGAAAGAUGUCAUCUCUCUGAAAUUUAAGACCUCUGAAAGUGAAGGUGUAAUCUUCCACGGAGAAGGACAACAAGGAGACUAUAUCACCUUGGAACUCAAGAAAGCCAAGCUUUUUCUAAAUUUAAAUUUAGGUAGCAACCAGCUUGGCUCUAUUUAUGGCCACACAUCCGUGAUGACUGGCAGUCUCUUAGAUGACCACCAUUGGCACUCCAUCGUUAUAGAACGCCAUGGGAGAAACAUCAAUCUCACCCUGGAUAGACACAUUCAGCAUUUCAGAACUAAUGGAGAAUUUGACUAUCUGGACCUGGAUUAUGAGAUAACCUUUGGAGGUAUGCCUUUUUCUGGGAAGCCAAGUUCAAACAGCAGAAAAAAUUUCAAAGGCUGCAUGGAGAGCAUCAACUACAAUGGCAAUAAUAUCACUGACCUUGCUAGAAGGAAGAAACUGGAACCCUCUAAUGUGGGAAAUUUAAGUUUUUCUUGUGUGGAGCCACAUACAGUGCCUGUCUUUUUCAAUGCCACCAGUUACCUUGAAGUUCCUGGACGUCCAAGCCAGGAUUUGUUUUCACUCAGUUUUCUUUUCCGAACCUGGAACCCCAAUGGACUUCUUGUCUUCAGCAACUUUGCAGAUGGCCUGGGGAAUGUUGAGAUUGACAUUAAUGAAGGCAAGGUCAGCGUUCAUAUAAAUGUCACCCAAGUAAAGAAGAAUCAAAUAGAUAUCUCAUCAGGCUCUGGUCUCAAUGAUGGGCAAUGGCAUGAAGUUCGAUUUCUAGCUAAAGAAAAUUUUGCAGUUCUCACCAUUGAUGGAGAUGAAGCUUCUGCUGUUCGAACGAACAGCCCUCUACAAGUUAAAACUGGAGAGAAAUAUUUAUUUGGAGGGUUUCCUCUACAGAUGAAUGACUCGGAUCACUCUCUAUUUCACCAUUCGUUUCAAGGAUGCAUGCAGUUUAUUCAUGUGGAUGAUCAGCUGGUGGAUUUGCAAGCAGUAGAGCAAGGUCAGCUGGGAAGCUUUGCCAAUGUCAGCAUUGACAUGUGUGCCAUUAUUGACAGGUGUGUGCCCAAUCACUGUGAACACGAUGGCAAAUGCACCCAGACGUGGGACAGUUUCAAGUGUAGUUGUGAUGGAACUGGGUACAGCGGGACGACUUGUCACAACUCUAUUUAUGAGCUCUCUUGUGAAGCAUACAAACACUUGGGCAAAACUUCAAAUUACUACUGGAUAGAUCCAGACGGAAGUGGAGCACUGGGACCUUUGAAAGUUUACUGCAACAUGACAGAGGAUAAAGUAUGGACAACUGUGUAUCAUGAUCUGCAAAUGCAGACAUCUGUUGGAGGCAACAGUCUAGAAAAAGUAUCUGUGCUGCAGCUAAAUUACAGUGCAACGAUGGACCAGAUUUCUGCCAUUACCAGUAGUGCUGAAUACUGUGAGCAGUUUAUCUCAUAUUCUUGCAAGAUGUCCCGGCUGCUGAACACACCAGAAGGGAAUCCGUAUACGUGGUGGGUUGGAAAAGCCAAUGAGAAGCAUUACUAUUGGGGUGGAUCAGGACCUGGUAUUCAGAAAUGUGCCUGUGGAAUUGAACGCAACUGUACUGAUCCCAAGUACUACUGCAACUGUGAUGCUGAUUAUAAACAAUGGAGAAAAGACACUGGGAUGCUGUCAUACAAAGAGCACCUACCAGUGAGUCAAGUAGUGGUUGGAGACAUUGACCGGCCUGGGUCUGAAGCAAAGAUAUCUGUGGGUCCUGUGCGUUGCCAAGGAGAUCGGAACUACUGGAAUGCAGCCUCCUUCAUCACAUCAUCAUCCUACCUUCACUUCUCCACCUUCCAAGGGGAAACCAGUGCGGAUAUCUCUUUCUAUUUCAAAACAUCAGCCUCAGAUGGAGUAUUUCUUGAGAAUCUGGGAAAUACUGACUUCAUCAAACUAGAGCUGAAAUCUGCUACAGAGGUUUCAUUUUCAUUUGAUGUUGGAAAUGGACCUGUGGAAAUAAUCGUCCGGUCUCCCAGCCAGCUGAAUGAUGACCAGUGGCAUCGGGUCAGGGCAGAGAGGAACGUCAAACAGGCCAGCCUGCAGGUAGAUCAGUUGCCUCCAGAAGUCCGGAAAGCACCGACGGAAGGACACACACGACUGGAAUUGUACAGCCAGCUCUAUGUAGGUGCCGCGGGCGGCCAGCAGGGUUUCCUAGGUUGCAUUCGCUCAUUAAGGAUGAAUGGGGUAACACUGGACUUGGAAGAGAGAGCAAAAGUCACUCUAGGGGUGAAGCCUGGCUGCUCUGGCCACUGCACAAGCUAUGGAAUGUACUGCGCCAACGGAGGAAAGUGUGUUGAGAAAUACAAUGGCUACUCCUGUGACUGCUCCAAAACAGCGUAUGAUGGACCAUUUUGCAUUAAAGAUGUGGGAGCAUUUUUUGAAGAAGGAAUGUGGCUUCGUUACAACUUCCAUUCCCCAGGGACUAGCAUGAAGGAUUUAGUUAGCCGAACACUGUUGAGUUCUACAGAUCCUGAGAUUACAGCGACCAGCCAUAACUUGAAUAAAGAAGAACUCAGCUUCAGCUUCAGUACCACCAAGUCCCCUUGUGUCCUUUUGUAUAUCAGUUCCUAUACCCAGGACUUCAUGGCAGUGCUUGUCAAGCCAUCCGGGAAUCUGCAAAUUCGGUACAGCCUAGGAGGUACCAAGGAGCCAUAUAACAUUGACGUUGACCACAGAAACAUGGCGAACGGACAGCCCCACACUGUUAACAUCACGCGGGAUGAACGGGACAUCGUUCUGCAGAUUGAUCACUAUCCUCCAGCAACUUACAGCCUGCCAGCAGCAUCUGACAUUCAGUUCAAUUCCCCAAAAGCACUCUUCCUAGGAAAAGUCAUAGAAAUUGGGAAGAUCGACCAAGAUAUCUAUAAAUACAACACACCAGGAUUCACUGGUUGCCUAUCAAGAGUACAGUUCAACCAGAUUGCUCCCCUCAAAGCAGCUUUGAGAUCUACCAAUACCUCCUCUCACGUUCACAUUCAAGGAGAACUGGUGGAAUCCAACUGUGGAGCAUCGCCACUGACGAUCCCACCAAUGUCGGCUGCAACUGACCCGUGGCACUUAGAUUCAGCCAGUGCUGAUUUCCCAUACAACGGUCAAGCCAUAGGAGAUGGAGUUAACAGAAACUCUGCUAUUAUUGGAGGCGUCAUCGCUGUGGUGAUCUUCACCAUCCUCUGCACGUUGGUGUUCCUGAUCCGCUACAUGUUUCGCCACAAGGGAACCUACCACACCAAUGAGGCCAAGGGGGCAGAGUCAGCUGAAAGUGCCGAUGCUGCCAUCAUGAACAAUGACCCCAACUUCACAGAGACCAUCGACGAGAGCAAGAAGGAAUGGCUUAUCUAAGCCCAUAGAGAGGGAGCUUGGGAAGGGAUACAAGCUGGGCCAGGUUGGGACUGGAAUGACUCUUGCAGUGGGGAGAGAACAUUCUGCAUUGGAAACUUGAGCACACAUAUGGUAAAAAGAUCAGCACAACUAGAGGAGCAAGUGACAGGAAAAAUCACUGAGACUGGAGGAGAAAAAUAUCACAAGCAUUUAAGAAAAAUACUUUUAAACAUUAAUUACAGUGAAUCAGUGAAUUGCCCUUCUGUAUUCGAACAACUGUAACAAAGAACAGUUUCGCAGCUUCAGCAUUGGUUAAAAUUUUCAGUAAUAACUAUCUUUUUGUGUAUGUGUUUAGAGGUAUUCUAAAGAACAAGAAAUGGGGCCUUUUUCUUUUUUUUUUUCUUUACUUUUUUUUUGAAAGCUGUUUAAAAUGGAGGUGGUUCUGUCCUGAAACAAGUGGCGGAACUUUGUUCUGAUGUUGUGUUUCUUCUUAUCUGGCCACUUCCCCACAGGCUGCUAUCAGCCCUGCACCUUCACUGUAUCAUGCUUCAUUUUGGUGGUGUUUAAACAGAUGAUCAGAGCUGGGGGCAGACCUGAGGGGUGAGGAAGGAUACUUAAUGCAGCUAAACCUUGCCAGUUUUUCAAAAUGUCACCGGCUCUUCUCAAUACUGGCAGGAUUCAUCUUUUUUUGACACACGUACUUCAUUGAUUCUGUACAGUUCUCAUCAGCAGUGUAAAAAUGUUAUUAUGACUUCUACUACUACUACAACUGCUUGUACUGGAGAGGAUGAUCAUAAAGCACAGCACUCUUAUUUUUUAUUACUUUUGUGAACUCUGAGGGCGGAUGGUGCUGUGCGAGUCUGUAGACCUGUUCUUGUGUCUUUGGCUAGGGCUCUGCUGACCCCAGGCACAUGCCAGUCUAAAUUCAGCUCUGCCUGUGCUGGUGUGUAUAUCCUGGACUUAGGCAUAAGCAUUGUAGUAGGAAAUAAUAGCCAAAUUUCAUUUGCUUCUGUUUCUUUUUUAUAGGCUGUCACAGAAAUAUUAACUAGUACAGCUCUAGUCAAUGUAUUUAAACUCAUGGACUUCACAUGAUACUUUUUACAGCUUUGGCAUAACAAUUUACACUUUAAUUUUAUUUUUUUUUUAAUUGCCUCCUGAAGAAAGCCUCUGCUGACAGCAUUUGCACAGGCAGAAAAAUGAAGCAACAAAGAUGUGAAAGCUCUGCCUCGAGAGCACGUGAAAAACACACGGUGCUAGAAAAGACAUAUUUUUCAAUACGCAGAUUUACCUGAACUAUUACUUAUCUAAAGCCUUUUUAAGAAUGUCAAGGAGAGUGCCAAGUGCAUCAUUUUACCCCAUGUCCCCUCUUAGACCACGGAAGUUGCAGAUCCUACCUGAGAAGCAGGACAGUAGUUGUAGAAAGGCAAGGGGGCUGCCUGAAGACCUUGAAUCCUUUGAUGGCAGCAAAGAAGCUGUAGCUUGCCCUGUGCAUGUAUGCAUGGUCCUCCAGGUCUGAUUUCAGAAAUGUAGGGCCUUGCUGGGCAGUUUUUGCUGGAACAAGGGAGUGAAUGUAUUGCAAUACAUUUCCUGAGUGCUAAAAGAACAGAUGCAACACCAAGAAUUCCCUUUUAAAUGUAUUUAUGCUUGUGACAGUCUCAGAUUUGCUUUAUCUUUUAAUAUCGAUGGGUUUAGUAUGCGAAGAUUUAAUCCAUUUUUCUUUGUAAGAAGGAUUUAUUUUUCAAAUCCAAAUCUGAAAUCUACUACACUGAUCAGUGCUGGCACCACUAAUUUCCUUAUCUUUUUGAUUGUAUUUUUAUUAUAAUAGGUAAUGAUUUAAAAUUUAAUUCAAAAAAAUCACAGAGAGGGAGGAAAAUAUUUGACUCUUACCUGACAAGAAGUUUGUAAGCACAAUUUGAGAGCUAGACAGGGAUAGAUAGUUUGAUUUAAGGAUGGUAGUAUAAAGUCAUCCGGUGGAUUCAUUGAACGUGUAUCAGACCAAAUCAAAUCCAUUGAUUUCUUCCUGCUCAUGGAUUUGGAAUUAGCAUACAAAAAGGUUCAAAUGAGAUUUACUGUUUCUCAGGUAAUUUUAUGUGACAGAGGUAUUCAGGUAAACAUGAAAGCUACCUCUGUCAUUCUUGUGCUCUACAGUCUUUUGCCUUGCCUCCAGUAUCAGCAUCUCCCUCUCUCGUGCUUAAUUAAAUAGAUGAGUCCCUGAUCAUGUUUACUUGUGGGUGUAAGAUUAAUCUCUAACCCUUUGGAGAAUAUCAGCCUGGGAUGACUCCAGCCUGCACCACUGACUAUUCAGCAAAAUACUUUGGUUGUUCCAUGUUGCAAUUGCAGAUGAAUUACAAUUUCUGUAAUUGAAGUGGUGUUCACUUUUCUAUACAAUAUUCUGUAUUUGAUUUUAAUUGUACUUUAGUCCACUCUGAGAAACAUCCUUGCCUACAACUUCAAGUUAUCAAGAGCAGUGAAUACAGCACAUUUGCAUAGACUGGAAUUUAGUUUGCAGAAAGAAGUACUAAUCUGAACUUAAUGUCUGUGAUGGGGAUCGGACUCAUGUAUACUGAGAACAUGGAAUCCUCUGAUGCUAGAGGACAAAGUAGCCAAAUGACUUAGCAUGGUACUGGAAGGGAAAGAUGGCUUGGUCUGUGUGCCUAGCCAAGUCCUUGGCCAAGCUAGAAACACUUGCUGAAUUAUGGCAAAGGGGUCUGAGGCAUCUAUUCACUGACUUUCCAAAAGAUUCCCAGUUUAGCUCUCACAACCCUGCAAGCAAGAUUUCUGGAAAACAACCUUUGACUAUUGCACAUGCAAUACUUGUAAAUGCAUGUCUUAAAUUUCGAAGACAGGAUUUACAUUUCCUAAAUUAAGUUGAAUGCAUCUUCAUCUCUCCAUUGGACACCAUGUUUCUCAUAAGUGAAGUUCAUUAAUGCUAUAUUAAAAUGUUGAUCGUCUAUUUUCCAGAUACAACUGCUUUCAUAACUUUAGAAGCUUUCUGAAUUAAUCCUGCCUCUUGUAGCGGAUCUUAGUCAUAUUUAGGCUAUCAUAUGUUCCCUGUGUAGACUGUGUUCAUAACAUGCAGUCAUGUGUUUCAUGACUAGGUGAAUUCCUUUCUGUCUGUCUUGCAUUUAAUUUCUGAAGAUGUAAUAAGCUUAGGAUAGGCGCUGGCCUACUUUCUGAGCAGGCUCAGAAGUGUAGCUUGCACAUUUUUGCUAACACCAUACUAUUUUGAGAAUUUCUUCCCCUGUGGGCCUAUUAUUGGAAGUUGCAACAACACCCGUAGUUUAAUUUAACCGUUUCUACUUGUGCUGAGGUUGUCUGACAGGUGCUAUCCAAACGCUUGUAGUGGGAAAACCUGGUGGAGAGUAGAAUGGAGCCUGCUUGUAUAAGAACCUGUGCUUUCCCCCAGAGGACACUAAACUAAGCAGUCUUGUAUCACCUGCUUUUACCUGCUUCGUCUAUUCGAAUGUCUUAGGAAAAUGUUGCUUCUUGCACUGAUUGAGCCACCAAAGUGUCCCAGCUGUGUUUCUGAAAGGCUUGUACUGAUUCCCUUGAAAUCAAUGGCAAAACUGCCAGCAGCUGUGGGGUGUGCAAGACUGGGCUGAAGACCAGAAUCCUCUGCGUUAGCAGCUUUUGAGUACUUGUUCACAACACAUGCAGACCACAGGGAAAUGAGCUGUGGGGCUCCAAAGAGCCAAAGUGGUAAAAAACGUAUCAACUCAGCUUUGAGGGGAAAUCCAGAGUCUUAUCUGUCGGUUCUGAACUAAGUCUUUCAGAUAUUGCUUAUUCCAUGUUUACUAAUCGGAGAUUCAAGUGUGUUACAUAAGAAUAUGCAUCUUUAAUUGGUACUGGAACAAUUCUACAUUGUAUUUUUCUUGUCUCAAACCUUACCUUUACCUUUUAUAUUUCCUGUAGCAAUUAAGACUUCAAACAUGAUAGUAUUUUAGUAUCGUGCUCUAGCUAGCAUGAUGUAUGUCAAAGGAUGGUUACCAUAAAUAUUUUACUAAGAUUGCCAGAGUGGUGGUGUAUAUGUACAAGUUUAUUGUAGUGAUAAGAAUUUGUUUAAAAUAGUCUAGUAAAUAAUUAUGUUUUAAUUGAAACUAUGUCCUUUAAUGGCAGAUGCAUCUAAUUUCCAGGGUAUCUGUUGAAAUGGGAAGCUAUCUCAUUUUGAUAAGCAAUAGCUUUUAGCAUGGUUUCUCCCUUGAACCAUGGCACCUAGCAAACAUGGUAACUCUGAAAGGUUAUCAUCUUUGAACAGCAGAACCUGUAUUUUGUUGAUCAGAUUUUAUUGCCAAUCCUAGAGAAAUUAAACAAAUCUAAAAGCAACAGCAUGUGAAUUAGAAUGAAAGAACAACAUGUAUGUACGCCUCAUAUCUUAAUAUCUUCUGUGAAUGUCUUUCCUUUUAACUGAAGUUCUACUAGAAAUCAGAUUGCUAAAUAAAAAAGGAAAAAAAAAAAAGAAAAAAAAAGAAGAAAAGAAAGAAAGAAAGCAAUUCUAAGUAGUUUUAAUUAACCUUAAAUCUUUUUCAUUGUUAUCAUUGUCUGUAAUUCUUUCAUUCUCUAGUACAAGGAAAUCAAUUUGAAAAAGGAUACAAGUUGGAGAGGCCUCAAAAAAAAGACUCAAAGUACAUGGGAAAAAAAGAUAAAAUAGCAAAGAACUUCACAGAGCAGAUAUCUAUAAAGAGAGAGGGUACUGAAGCCAGGGAUGAAUUGUUAAAAUGUGUGCACAUAUUCCUUGUGUAUCGGGCUGCUGUGACUGUGUUACAGAUGAGAACCCUGAACACUGAAAAUCUGAAUCUGUUGAAGUGAGCUGAGUCUGAACACAGAGUUUUGAUGGAAUCAAAAUGACUGAGCUUUUUCUGACUCCUCUUACAGCAGCAAGCAGUCUAGUGCCACUUCUGCUAAUGUCUGUUAUUGCAAAUUCAGAGGCAUUGCCAGCUUCACAAGAGCUAUGUACUAAAAAUGACUGGGAGUGGUUUGCCUCCCUGUCCUACCAUAACUGUCCUUUCCUUUAUGAAUGUGAGCCUUUUAUUGAAGUCAUCAAGAAAAUGUGCUAGUUCAACAAACUUGCAUGUUUUUUUAAUAAACUACCUUAUCAGACUUUAAUUUUUUUAUGUGAAGCAUUUUAUAAAAGUGCUACAUUUAGUGGGUUCGAAUAAGAAUGUUCUAGGCAAAGAAACAGAGGGUGCAACAGCCUCCAGAAUGAAGGAGGCUGGGACUGUCCUAACCUGUUUCUUUUUUCUGCAGUGUGAAUUGCCUUAACCCCACUGCAAGGCCCUGCUUUGCUGAAUGUAUAAUUGUGGCAAGGUCCAGUAAUGCCUUGUGCCCAUGACUCCACUGUUCAUUUGUACUGCUGUUGUAACCUCUAGAAGGGGAUAAAGGAGCGUUUGUCAUUUGUACAGGAAAGUCCUAGAGGAAACAAGAAGGGAGCAAAGGUUUAAGCUUAAAGCUAUUCUAAUACUUGUGCACUGUGACACUGAGCAAAUUUGUUUCUUCUUGCUGUCACCAUGUAAGUUUCAAUGAGGCCAAAGCUGUAUGGGCCUGAAAAAAGAAUAUUUUGGAUGUGAGGUCCACAGCUCUGGAGUAAUCGUUGCCUGUGGGGCAUCAACAUAUGAUGUAUUAAAAAGUUGAAUACUGAAUUUAUUCAAAUCCCUAAGCCUGCAGUACUAGCAGAAUCCUUCAUUCUUGAAAUUAAAUGCAAUUUUGGAGACAAACUUGUACUUCACACUACGGUAUUUCACAUGCUACUUCAAGUGAUAGCUGACUUGGACCUAGUUACCAAAAAGCAAUUAGCAAUCUCUAAUAUUUUUAAAUUAAGUUCUGACUUUCACACAGAAGCAGAAUUCCUGAAGCACUAUGCUCAAAAUCCUGAUUAGGGCCACUAGUUAAGAACCAGGAAAAGAAAUAGCAGAUAGAAGUUUUUUUUUUUUUUUUUUUUAAUUACUUUAUGUUAAAGAGAAAAUUGUCUCAGUAGAUUCCUGCACAGUUAACUGUUUCUUUUGAAUACUUUUCCAUUUUUCAACCAUCAUCUAGGAAAAGUGAAGUAAUUUUUACAUAUGGUAUAACAAAGCACAACCAGAACUGCCUCUGUGAGAAAGAAGUUCAGAUUAAGGUACUCUGCAAAUAUUCUAAAGUAACGAAGUAGUGUUCUUUCUGUGAUGCAGCAGCAUUUAAUAAUGUCAUGUAUGCUUCCACUGUUUUCUUGGGUUGUUUUUUGUUUGUUUGUGCUUUUUCUGGAAGAAAUAUCUAGAUAUGAAACCCUUGAGUCAGCACAAAAGCUGACUUUAGGUAAAACAAGUCAGGCUGAAGCAGGCUAUACAGAGAAGAUUCCCAGCAGAACAGCCCUAACCCAUUUAGCCUUGGCUUAGGCUAGCAACUAGUCAAGUUCAUGCACUUCUUUUUCAAGCUAUGUCCAUGUACGUAAGCUAAAUAAAGUUCAUGUAGUAAAGAAAAGGGAGUCAAACCCUUUAUGCUAAUGUUCUUUACCUAAACUGUAUGUCUUACAGUUAAUGUGUUACCCCAACAAACUGACCUUGGCACAGCUGUUCACAAGCUGGCCCUAAACCCAUUACUGUUCUUUCUUAAAGGUCUGUUCUAGUUACAUGUUUAAAAAUACAUUUAUGGCAUGGACUUAAUUGGGAGGACUGAACACUGUGUCAUCAUGUAGCUGUAGAUUACUUUUGUUAGAGCAUAAGGGACACCUGCAGAGCUUGUUGUGUAACUUGCACCAACAUCUUUAGUCCUGAAACUGCAUAAACUGCUAAAGGGCCGUGGAAGAAAGAGAAAUCCCCUGUGGUGCACAUCCUGAAACACAAGUGUGAUGCUUUUGUUGCUGAUAGUAUGUAGGAGUAAGAUCUCAGUAUGCAUCCGGCACUCCCUGUUUGCUGAGUUCUUACCCACCACUAUAAGGGUAGCAUGGAAAGAGCAUGGCAACAGCUCUGGUCUGCUUCCAUCUCUUCCUCUCCUUCAGAAAUGCUUCUUCUCACUGAUAAAUUCAUCUCCUUUUCCUGUCAGAAUGCGCAGCUCCUUCACAGCAGCACUCGCCUCCCGGAACAUGGCUGUUUCAUUGGGAAAGUUGUAUGACACUGAAUUCCUGCCCUGUGCUAUAUUUGCAGCUGGUUUUAUCUGCUUACAGUACCUAGUGAUUGAAAGCAGCUCUUUUUGCCAGCUGCAGUACUGUUCAUAACUUGUUUGUGUGUGUUCCAGAAUGGUGGCACCAUCUGGCAAAGAGUGUCUAAAAGCAGUGGGCCUGCAGCUCAUUCCAUUGAGACACCCUUCUUGUUGUUUGUCAUCUUUUUCCCAAGGUAUACAAAUGCUAAAGUAAACGUGUAGCCAAAUACAUUUUAAGGUAAAUACAAAAGUGCUUAUGGAGUCACAAGACGUCAGAAUGAACUCUCAGCUUUCUCUUUCCCUGCUGCUUUUGCUACGUCUUGCACAUAUACAAAGCCACUGUAUCCUCCACAGGAGAAUACACAGUAGCAUUAAGAAACCAUUGCUUCUGCUGCUUUCAGUUACUUGGGGUUCCAAAAGUCCAUCUCAAAAGGGGCAACAAACUAGCAUCCUUAAAAAUGUUUAUUGUUCCCACCAGUAAGAAAAUUGUCAACGCCUGUGAUUAAAGAAUCUUAUUUACAUUGGACCAGCAUAUCAUGGGAGGAAAAAAAAAUCACCUGCUUUAUGCAUUUGGAGUUUCUGAGGUACUGUACUUAAAUCCACUGCAGCUCCUACGUUGUGUCACAUCUGCUGAAACCCCACCUAAUUAAGAUAAGGGAUCAAAGCAAUUUUUGAAUGCAGUUUGUGCUAUCCCUUGAUUCCCACCAAGUUACUGAAGCGCAGAGAAGUGGCUUUCCACAAAUCCACUUUAAGGAGCAUCAUUCAUUCUGCUCUACUCCUCAGUGGAUCAAGGCCCAUCUGCAGGCAGUGCAGGUGUGAUACAAACACCUUCAGUCCUAGCGACCUGCUCUGUGCGUUGAGCAGCCAAAGCCCACGCAGUUCCUCUGGUACAAAGCUGUGGUUUGGCAUGAUACUCCUGAAAGGCUUCAGCUCCUUGACAGAUCAGUCAGAUGGGGUGCUUCUACGCCAUCUGACUAAUUAGCAGAAGCCUGCUGGCACUUAUCUGUACUGAUCCACGUGUGGAAUUUAGCCCUAACUAACAGUGCUUAAUUUCAUGGGGAUUGAACAGAUUCUCACCACUACAGAGUGGUUGGGAUGUGCUCAGUGUGAACCUUCUUACUGAUAUAUAUAUAAAUAAAGACAUAGAAAUAAAUAGAUAUUUUUAUGGAGAUGUUUUAUAAGUGGCCUUUACUUUGUGCAUGGUAAUUACUGCCAAAUUCUUAUUGUUUAGGAGCUACAAAACGGCUGGUUCUGCAGCAAGUGGCUGAGGAUUUGGUUUUAAUUUUUAUUACUCAGCUACAAAUUGCGUGGUUUGAUCUGGGUUUUGUCUCAGUGUCUUUUUUAUUUUCUUUUUUAUUUUUGUUGAUUUUCUGGCAGGGUCACGUUGGGCUCAAGCAGGAACUUUUCUGUAAGUCUUCGAGAGGCAGAUCGAAACCGUCAUUGCCAUGUGACAUGACAGAAGCACCUGCUUUGCACAGCCCAUGUCGUUUAUCAGCCCGAGGACCUUAGCAAAAUGUCUUUAAGCAAUCUAUUCAGCUUUUCACACUCUGUUGAGGUACUGCUAUUUCUCUAGCUUUGCUCGACAAGUAAGCUCCUAAUCACUGGCCUACAGAUACAGCCUCUCAGGCAGGAAAGGGGCCCAGCAAGGACAAGGACAUGAAUAAGGAUUCUGAAUUGCAUUCAUAAACAAAACAGUAAUGAAACAUUGCCAAAACUGCUACUGAGGCAGGCUACCUUACUUCCUCUUUUCUCUUACUCUUUUUUUUUUUUAAAUGUGCUCAGUAUGUCAUGUUCACAAGCCUGAUCUCAGUAACCUGAGCUCCUGUUUAGAGAUAGAAAUGUGGUUGUGCUUUCCUAUCUCACCCCUACUGCUGUAAAGCAGUCUGUAGCCAGGACAGGACCAGGGUCAUCAGCCACCAGGAAAGCUAAGCCAGCCUCCCACACAGUUCCUUCCAAAUCAGCAGGCUGAGAGUUUGGUCCUAAGUUUGUGUGCUUACAAAGCUGGCCCAGGUUUCUGGUGGGUGAACAAAGAUGGUGUCCGUCUACAGUUAUUCUAGUCCACAGCUUUCUUUCUUGAGCACAACUUUUCUAUGGGAAAAGAAAGCAUAAUCAGGAUAUGACUCUUACCCUAUUUAAAGGAAAACAUAUAUAUUAAAAUAAAUCCUAAUCUGAAAGUAUACUGUAUCUGGGAUUCCUCUGUUAUAGACAUUUAGUCUACAGAUUUAUGGCUACAUUUGCUAUGUUAUGCUUGAAUAAAGAUAUAAUUCAUUGAAAUACACAAGAUUUACAAAAAUAAUAUGAUCUCUUUACAGAGAAUAAACUGUUUGUAAAUUUAUCAAGAGUAUAAUCUGUUAGGCCUUAUUUGAAGUAUGUACUGUGGUUUGGUAAAAUUACAAAAUUAAAAGAGCCUU